CAUGCAGGCAUCACAGAACAACAACAACAUCCUAAUGGCGGACUCCGCCUGGGCUGAUCUCCCAAAAGAGAUUCUCAAUCUCAUAUCAAAACGGGUCGAAAAUGAACUCAAUCUCGUUCACUUUCGAUCCGUCUGUUCAUCAUGGCGUUCUUCUUCCAUCCCAAUCCCUCCUACUAUUUUAUUCAAAUUCCCACUCAUCAGUUACUCCGAUAGACCGGAGCUUCUCUCCGAUAUCAUCAACGGUCGCCACAGCACUCCGUUUUGCUAUCUCUCCAAACGCUGUUUCUUGCUCAUCAAGCCACCGGAACAGCCACAAACCAUGCAACGUCCUUGGUUGAUCCAAAUCACCACAAACACACGUGGAAAAAUCAAGCUCUCCCACCCGAUCAUUACCUAUCACUCGAGUUCUCCGUUUGUUUGUUUACCUCCCGUUCUUGAUUUCAACAAAUUUCCUGUUGUUCAAUUAGGAUCAGAUUUCGUUGUUAACAAUCAGCACAGUCACUUUGUUGGACCGGAAAAGGUAGUUGCGUUAAGCCGGCACGGAGAGAAGCCUGUUGUGCUUGGUAUAAUGAGAAAUGUUUACUUUCGGGAGGUGAUUUUCCGUUGCCGCGACGAGCAAUGGAAGGUGAUUGAGGAUAUAGCUAGGCAUGGAGAUAUCUGUGUUUUUAAAGGGAGGUUUUACGCGGUGGAUAGAACUGGCCGGACGGUUAGGGUUGAGGUUGAACAUGACGACGACGGUGUGGAGUUAGUUGAUAAUCCAUUGAUUGUUGGAGAUAGGAAGUUGCUGGUGGAGAGUAAUGGUGAAUUGUUGUUGGUUAAUAUUUAUGAUUAUCUUUGGUUUAGUGUUGUUGUGUUUAAGCUUGACGAGAAGGGUAAGAAAUGGGUGAAGUUGAAGAGUUUAGGUGACAGGGUGUUGUUUUUGGGGAGUGGAUAUUCUUUUGCUGCAUCUGCUUCGGAUUUGCGUGUUGCGAAAGGGAAUUGUGUUGUGUUUAUGGAUGAUACGUUUCUCUCUUUUCAGAAUAGGCAACAAGGGAAAUGUGUUUAUCAUUUGGAUCGAUACGAGCUUUUGUCGGAUUAUGAAGAGUAUUUCAACUUGUUCUCUCCGCCGGAGUGGCUUGUUAGAAGCUGAAUUUGGGGCAUUGUAUGUUGUCUUGAAUUGAGAAAUGUUUCUAAUGUGAUGGUUAUUGAUGUUGCAUUGUUCUCCCUAGUUUAUGAUGUUAGUUAGAUUGAAUAAGGUUUUCAACUAGUACUUAUAAAAUUGCAAUAAAUUGAAAUGUGGUUUGUUACAUUGACUGUUAGUUUUUCUAAACUGAUAUGUUGUUAUCAAUAAGUAGUAUCUGCACUUCUUAUAUGAA
Messenger RNA from Lathyrus oleraceus (garden pea), 1355 nucleotides. Its product is annotated as F-box protein SKIP23. The record is from RefSeq and is a predicted model, not a curated record. NCBI's taxonomy places the organism in Eukaryota, Viridiplantae, Streptophyta, Magnoliopsida, Fabales, Fabaceae. The transcript has a single exon. Bases 2 to 1129 code for a protein of 375 amino acids.